Chelmon rostratus (copperband butterflyfish) is the source of this 5189-nucleotide messenger RNA. RefSeq lists its product as uncharacterized. Bases 396 to 2015 code for a protein of 539 amino acids. The record is from RefSeq and is a predicted model, not a curated record. The transcript has 10 exons. Gene Ontology annotation, biological process: negative regulation of T cell activation; intracellular signal transduction; B cell receptor signaling pathway. Lineage: Eukaryota; Metazoa; Chordata; Actinopteri; Chaetodontiformes; Chaetodontidae. Gene Ontology annotation, cellular component: membrane raft; plasma membrane.
GAAAAGCAGGAGGCGAGCCCCUCCGGUCGCGCGUCAGCAUCCCCUCAAAUAGGAAUCCGCUGCUGUCACUUCUGCUCCACAUACUGAGAGACGGACGGCUGUAACCAAGAAACAACAAUUAAAGGCCAACUCCAUUUGGCAUGCAGCUGUUUUUUUUCAUGUGAUGUCAACGGAGAAGAGUAAGGUGAGGCUGUGAGGACGCUGGAGCUUUGCAAAGAAUGAUAGUGAGGAUCAAGGCGCGCUGUCCCAGGAGAACUCAUCUGAAGAGCUGGCCCUGAGAGACCGGGAUGCUCCUCUAACGCAACGGGGGGGCGAGUUUUCCUGAGCAGACGGUCUGUGAGGCAGAGUUUUAGCUCGAGCAGAAGUGAGUGAGGAAGCGAGAGGGAGUGGAUGUCAUGGAUGAAAGUCAAGGGACAAAUGUCGAGGACCCCACCUACCAAAAUUUGCUGCUUCUGGGAGCCAUCGCAGCAGCAUCCGCCUUUGUGGUCACCAUCCUUAUUGUCCUCGUCUGCGUUGGCUGCCAAAGAAAAAGCAAGAGCAAGCAUCCCCCAGCCGGAGAGAAAGGGACAUCUGUAAAUAUGCAGGGCACCCUUCGACACCCAAAACUGAACUCUAUGAGCAAAUCUGACACCAGGCUGCAUGAGAUCAAUCGCUUUCCUUGCAAUGGAAACUCUGUUAGUAAGAGCCGUCCAGCCAGUAUGGACCUCUUGCUCCUCCACAGCCGGCGCUCCCAGACAGACCUGAGGCCCUCCCAUGGGCGCCAGCUUCCCCAGAUCCCCACCAGUCCCCAGGGGUCUAGGGGAGGGGGUGGAGGAGAGGCUAGAGACCACACCUACACAGAGGUGGGCCUGCGGAACAACCCCACCCCCACCCAUGGCCUGGAUGACGGCCUGUACGAAAGCGUAGGUGUCCGGGAAGGUGACGCGGGCCCCAAAGCACCAUCUGCCCCGCCACCGACAUCAGCCAACACUCCAGCUACAAUCAGAGCCACCCAGAGCCCCCCAGCUCAGGCCAACGGAGCUCGCAGCGGGAACGGGAACGGUGGCAGGGGGAAUGGCAGAGGGAAUGGCACCAUUAACGGGCCGAUGUCAGGAAGAGGUAAUGGUGCGAGUGGGGUCAACAGGUCUCCUCUGUCUUCUGUCAACUCCCUGGCCAUCCAAGAUCCAACUGCAGCUGAGUAUGCUUCCAUACGGAAGUUCAGAAAGGCUGACAAGACAAACAGGAAGGAAAAUAACGGGGCCGACAGCCAGUCGGACAGCCAGUCGAGCAUGAGUGAUUCACCUUCUGCGGCUCCUCCUCCACUACAUCGCAGUCAGGAGUUUCCACGCAAACCACUGGAGCCGUUUCACCUGCACUCCUUCCCAAAGGAGGCAGUGUUCAUGGGCAAUGGGGAGCAGUACAUCUGGAAGCCUCCAGAAGAAGAUGAUAUCAUCACCUUGCACCCACCUCCACUCCGCGGAGAGAAUGGACAGGGGCACCCAUCGCCCCCAACUGCAAAGGAGAUUGCAGACACCUACUCCAUCGUGUGUAAAACCCAGAAGAAGAAACCGCCUAUGGAAAACAACGGGUCAAAGACCCUCCCACGCUCCUUUGGUGGAGAGAGAAACGUAGGUUCACGGGGCCGAGGCCGAGGCGUCCAGGGCCAAGCGCGUUCACAGGAGGAGCCCUGCUAUGAGCCGGUAGGAGACAGGUCCUGGUCCACGUGUGCAGUGGCCGAGCCUGACCCCGCAUACGCUACUAUCGACACCCACCGGAAACGCGAGCAGGCGGGAACCAAUAACAGCACAGCUGGGGGCAGCGCCACUCUGAAGAGGAAGAAACAGACGCCUCAGCAGCAGGCAUCCCCAGCGGCACCUCAGGGCUCAGGACCCACCGCCCUGCCUGUUAGAGGCCUACCUGGUGGGGAAAACUUCUAUGAGACUAUCAGUGAUGUGAAACAAGGGGCCAAUAGCUCCAGCACCACCACCAUCUUCACCUUCAAUGAUGGGAUGGAGAUGUACGUCACUGGCCUGUAGCCGGCUGACAGGCAGAAAGGGCCCAGAACCCACUGGUACAGAGUCAUAAAAGGGACCCUGCUGCUCACCGGCCAACAGGUUGCUGUACAUAGAUACAAGGCCCUCUAUAGACAAACAACAUGAGGAUCCAUUUUGUGAUGACAUCAGGUACAAACAGGGUCUAAAUCCAGGUUCAGACUUCCUUUGAUUGGUCUGUAUUUCAGAACCAGCCUAAGCCUAGUCCAGCCCAAAUAUGGACCAAAUAUGUUUUAACAAAAAAAAAAGAGAGAGAGAUAAGAAAACUGGAAUAUACAUCUUCAACCUACUGUGUCACUGACCAUACUCACCUGUUGUGCAUCAUUUUCCAUAAUAUCUUUAUUUUUAUAUGAACACUGUACUCUUUAAAGAGUAUGUGGAGUAACUCACAACCUUUAAUAUAUAUUCAAAAAAAUAAUUGUGCAUGUAUUGUGCAAACACGCACCUGAAAAUAAACAGUAGUAGCAAGGGAACCAGGUAUAAAAGGAAUAUGAGGCACACUGUUAACUAUUGUCACCCAUAUACACACACACACACGCACACACAUACACCUCAUCUAGGGGAGGCUUAUGUAAUAUAAGCAGAUGGAUGUCACAGGUAUUUGCGGUACUUAACUCGCUCUAAGCAAACAUCUCAAACAGGUUCUCUGUGCGCACUGGCCAGUUGCUUGGCACACAGUAUUGUGGAGCUUUGUUCAAACAUAGGCCUAGAAUUUGUAGGCCUGCUUAAACACAGAAGUAAUUCAAGGUUAUAGUCCCCAUUUCACAAUUUAUCAUCAAUGUGCCCUAAACCUAUAAGCAAUCCACACAAUAACUAUAAAAAGUGACUUUUGAUCAGUAAUUUAGCUGUCAAAUAAAGUAUGAGAUUAUUUAACGUUCCACACUCAGAUGACAAACAUCUGUAGCUGGAGGCAUGACACAUGCUAACAUCCCCACCCCUCCUCACCCCCUCACAGAACACACACACACGUACCUGGCAGAUUCAUGCAAGGUAAAGUGAGUCAUCAGGACAUCAAGUGGGUUGUUCAAGAAUUUCCUCAGAGUGAUAUGGGUGGCAGAUUUCACAAUGCCAGACCUAUAUUGUAUUACUUUAAAAAAUAUAUAAUAAAUGAGAGAAGAAUAUUUACAAAAAUAAGGAAGUAAAAGAGUGUCCAAAUGAAUACAGGAUGCUUCAUCCUGUUAAUAUGUCAUGUUCUUUGGGUACUGUAGACAUCUGAUUUUAUAAGCAUUGUAAUUAUGCACUGGACAGGACUGGUUGGCUUGAUUGUGCAUUAACAUGCUGUAAAGGGCGUUUCUGAGCUAAGUUCUGAUUCGCUCUCAGGUCUCAAGUCAAAGCCAGAGUUCCCCGUAGCUCACCAGACAGAAGCCUGGUGGUUGAAAUAGCAACAGAGGGCUUGGACUCCAAGGAAAAUAAAGAGCUGUGCAUAAAAAUUACUUGUGAGUGUCCUUUGGGGGGUUGCCCCUCACCCUUUCCCCACCCUCAUACCCAGCCUCGGAACCAAGUUAUCUUCCAUUACAAACAAUAUCUUUCCCAUGUAGCUUUGGGGAACAUUAAAAAACAAAGAAGAGAGGAAGAAAACAAAAUAUUAGAGGCUUAAUAAAGAUAAGAGGUGAAGAGGGAUGCAAACUGCUCACAGGCUGAGAGAUGAAGGGUGCUCACUGUGAGACAACCAUGCAAAGAGAAGACGGGUUUAGAAAGGCUAGUAACAAAUUUAUAAAUGCUACUGUGUCAGAAAGUAUGUAAAAACAAAUGCACUCUGUGUUUUAAUGCACUGUUUAUUUUUUCUUACCUACUGACAAUACCAUUGGUUCAAUAGCUCAUGCCACUGCCAUGAAAACAAUAUGUUUAUGUUGUUGGUGCAAUUUUUUCCUGCUUGAUCAAAAAAGUGCAUGCUUUGAUAUAUGGAGAUGAAAACAAAUAUUGUGGUAUUUAAAUGAUCUCUUGUUUGUUGAUCUUUUCCGUUGUACUUUUUUCCCAUGUGAUGCAAAGCAGCAUUCCGUUUUUUUUCCAAAGUAACAAGUUGGAGGAGGAGGUAAAAGGAAUAGAAAGAUAGAGAGAAGCCAUUGGGAGUUUAAGGGAGAGCGCUGUUUCUGGGGGAGCAAGAAAGAGCGUUAGAGGUGAGGAGGGAGCAGAAGACCAGCUAGUAUAAAGCUGGAUGAGGAUCACUGCAAAUGGACACAUACACAAAGGACCCUCCUCCUGCCGAUAUGUUUUUGCGUGCGUGCACACACUGGCAGGCACACACACACACACACACACGCACUGCAGCAUUGAGCCAUGUGCAUUUAGGGGAUGAAGCACACUUUCCUUCCACUUGGUCAGCCCUUGCAUAUACUCCCUCCCCCAGCUGUGCUCAUCCUCCAAUAACCGACACAGACCUCUCUUUUCUUUGCUUCACCUCUCUUUCUCGCUGUGCAGGGGAGGGGCCUUUGAUGUCCAGUUCUGAAGGACUCAGGGAGUGAUAUGAGGGUUGGCGGGGGCGGGGGGAGGGUCACGCCAACCCCAGUCUGAUAUCAACAAUGCACCAACGGCUCAACUACUGCCUGAUAUGAGAAAUGGCUAACAGCUGAGACGCUUAACAAGCUCUGUUGAGGCUUCCCUUAGACAAUGCUGGCUGGAAAUCGCUAUCACACGUAAUCCUUUUUCUCUGGCUGUCACUUUAUGUGUCACAUUUUCUUUAUCCUGAGACAAAGCACUGAUCUGAUAUAUUUUGCCGAACACUGUUAUACACUGAUCGAGACAGAUGUUCAUUGCACAAACAAAUACAGUAUGAUGAUGUAAAUGUGUAAAAUACUCUGUUGCUGUUCUGAUGUUGUUCCAAUGUAACAUACAGUAUACAGUAUAUCUGUUGAAAAAAAAAAGAGAUGGUUAUCACAGACACAUUGUACUUUGUGGAUGCAAAAUGUUUCAUGCUUUCCAUGCAGAUACAGAUGCUGUUUGUUAAUUGUCUUCAGAUAUAAUUAUGGGCCAAUACUGCUGUGACAGCUGUAGCCAAUGUUGUAUGUUCUUAAAGCACAGGGUUUAGUUUAAAAAUAAUAAAUAUAAUAAAAUAUAGUGUGACAGUGCAGAUAUGCAAAAGAUUGUAAUGUUUUAUAUUAACCUUCAUAAAAUAUUAAAGUGAGUUUUUACUUUUCUAAUAAAGUGGCACAUUAUAACGUG